GACAACUUCUUCCCUUAAGUAACCCUAACCGCUAGCAGACCUAGUUACACAUCUUCGUUGUGAUUGGGUUCUGAUUUUCCCGCCCCAUCGCCCACUGGAUAGACGAAAACAUCAACCACGUCCAGCAGUGCUGAGGGACAAUUACAGUUCCGCAUCGACGACAGCAUGCACGGCGACUCGUUCCUUUGUCUGACGGCCUCGUCUUUCGCAAUCAACGGGGAUUGUGCGAACCACAACUCCUUACCACGCUCCUCCUCGCCAAUGGAUCCCAUGGCUCCAGCGUUUCAGCCCGGCUCACCGCCACCAAAACCCAAGCUGCCAGCACACAACGCGGUCGACCCGCUGCGGAAAAGAUGUCGCGAAUGUGGAGAAUUUUUCCAGAAAGGCAGCCAAUUGAUGAAGCACCUGCGGAAGACUCACUGGGACACCACAGUGACGAGAGCGCCUGAGGCAGUCCGGAGACGGAAACCAAUUCCAUCUCCAUCUGCUCGGAAUCCAGGACAGCCACAGAUACACCCAUUUAUCCUGAUGUCACAGCAACAGAAACUACUCUUUGUUGUCCACGUUGUAUAUAUGCUUUGCUGCGUUGCCAUGAAAAUCCACGAACAGGAGGAGACGGCAAGGCAGCGAGAGAAUGAGAAGCCCGUCCAGCCGAGCGACGACCGUUCCCAGGAGUCUCCGCCCCCGGUGGAAGGCACAGCUGGUUCUAUGACGGGAAUAUUGCAAUCCGCUGCCGACAUUCGCCCGCGGCAGCCUGGGGAGGAUUCUGAUUCGGAGAUCGUGGACGAAGACGAAGACGGUGGUGUCCCUCUCUAUUCAUCCUCCAGCACUUAGGAGCCCGACUCUUCGAAUUAGCGGCAUUCGAAAUAGAAUGGGUGCCUCAGACGGAGAAGUUCUUGGGGUGACCUGGACUGGUUCAGGGGCCUUCUUGUUACAGCAGUGGAGGCCUACCGUGGCCGGGACUCUCCAACCUUCACACACCCCAAACCACGUCGGAUAUCGCCAUCUCGAUGGCAGCCCCCGC
Messenger RNA from Chaetomium strumarium, 1024 nucleotides. RefSeq lists its product as uncharacterized. The record is from RefSeq and is a predicted model, not a curated record. Bases 166 to 834 code for a protein of 222 amino acids. The transcript has a single exon. NCBI's taxonomy places the organism in Eukaryota, Fungi, Ascomycota, Sordariomycetes, Sordariales, Chaetomiaceae.